This is a messenger RNA of Saccharomyces kudriavzevii IFO 1802, 2838 nucleotides long. It is a transcript of the gene ZDS2, whose product is annotated as Zds2p. Lineage: Eukaryota; Fungi; Ascomycota; Saccharomycetes; Saccharomycetales; Saccharomycetaceae. The transcript has a single exon. Gene Ontology annotation, biological process: establishment of cell polarity; positive regulation of G2/M transition of mitotic cell cycle. Gene Ontology annotation, cellular component: cytoplasm; cell septum. Bases 1 to 2838 code for a protein of 945 amino acids. The record is from RefSeq and is a predicted model, not a curated record.
AUGAAAGAUGUGCAAAAAGAGCGCGUACAGAACGACCAUGGCCAUGAUACUGUAGAAAGUAAUAAUAAUGGUAUGAACAGUAAUAAUAAUAUUCAACAGGGACGGAUGAGGAAGACACAGUUGUCCAAAAAGGAACUUUUCGAGAAGAGGAAAUCUGAUGUGCUGAUUGCUGCUAAAUCCCUAGAUACAGAAAUCCAGAAUGUGAAAAAUUUGAAACGGUUGUCCAUAGGUUCAAUGGAUUUAGUCUUUGACCCUGAACUAGAGUUUAAGCUGAGCAGCAGAAACUCGUAUUCUUCAGAUUCCUCGAAGGAGUCAUUGCAAGAAUCGCUGCACGGAGAGGAAAUCAAACAACUGGAACAGGAGAUAGAAGAAAGGGGCCAAGAUGACGACGUGUAUGAGGAGGACGAUGCAACUAAUGCAGACGACAGCAUUGACAUCACUCAAACGGAAUACCUGCAUGAUGAAGAGACUUUGGAGAAGGAAAGGAUAUCUCGGAAGGCUUCUUCAACUUCAUUCCCUGCUAGAGUAACGUCCAGAAAUAGAAGGCUCAGUGGAGUAAAGUCAUUUCCACACGAUGAAGUUUUAGACGUGGUGGAUAGUCAUGAUUCGAAUGCGGUCAAUUUUACCCAAAACUUGUUGUGGGUGCCCGCUAACCAACAUCCGAAUGUUAAGCCGGAAAACUACUUGGAAUUGAUUCAAGACACUUUACAGAACAUUCAAAUAUCCGUAGAUCAGGAAUUCGAUGAAAGCAAAUUAGAAUUGGGCAACAACCAUGCAUUUCCCAACAGACAGCGUUCGGGUUCUAUAGUGAGAAAUCCAUCUCGAUUAAAAACCUCUUACAGCAAGUUUGAUGACGAACCUUCUCUUGCAGGUCAACCACAACAGGAGCAAGAGCAAGUGGAAAGGCGAAUACCCUCAUCUGAAUUUAAAUCCAUGAGAUCUGUAUCCUUGAAGGAAAUCACUGAAGAACUAACCAAGAUUUCAAAUAAUGCAGGUUUGACAGAUUCGGACGCAGUCACUUUGGCUAGAAGCUUGAGCAUGUCAGGAUCAUUCACCAGUGGGAACCUUCACUUGAGCAAUAAUAACGCUGAAAAUGAUAAUGAAUUCGCAUCAAAUAUGUUUAAUGAGAUUGGUGGGGGAAUACCAGAAAGGUCAUCUCUAAGGAGAUCCAAAUUCAAUACUUACAAAAUCAGACUAGAAGGCAGUGGCCUCUCGCAAGCAUCAAGACCGAAUAGCCUAAUGAGCAUACAAAUAAGUGAGGGCCGCAGAAGUGCAUCGUUGCCUGCGUCCUACGCACAAUUGCCUCAGCAGCAAGGCUCAUUGAAUGAUUUCCAGGAGAUUUUCGAUCAUUACAGAAAAACGAGUACUGAAUGGGGUACUGAAAAUACAAAAUAUGUUGAUAAUACCAACUACUAUUCAGACGAAGAGGACCUGACACAUGCCUCCAUUUCUCAGGAUAGUAGCUUCUUAUCCACAGAUAGCUCUAAUAAUAGCGUUUUGAUGAAGCCACACAAUUCAGGUUCGAUGAUUUCCGAAAGACUGGAUCAGGAUACGAUUUCCAAUGAAAACGAAAAUACCGGUAUUAGCGAGCCAAACCAUGGUUGGUCGUGGUUGAAUUCUGGAAAUGAAAACUCAAGUAACAACGACCACAUUUACGAGCCAUUGAUGGAUGAACAAGACGCUGAAGACUGCCUGGAAAAUGAAGAGGCUAAUUUUGUCAAUUUGAGCGUAUCUAGGAGAGCAAAAUCCACUAAACGCGUCUCUGAAAGAAUCAACCAUUCCAAAAAUAGGCAUUCACCAAUACUUCAGAUGCCUUCAGAUGGUUCAAAAUCGGUAGUGAUUACUUCCUCAGUCCCUUCAUCACCUCCGCUGCAGUCAUCUGAAGCCACAAUACCCGCGGCUGCAGAGAAAGAGCAAAAUUGUCCCGAUGAUAACAGACCCCUUUCACAUAAGAAACAAUCGUUAGAGAAAAGGCUCGCCAGGUUAUUCAAAAGAAAGCAACAUUGUGAUGGUUCUAAAUCGGAUGCUAAAGUUCUCAAGAAAAACGUCAAAAACGAACUGAAAAAGAAGGCUUCACAUUCGAGUUUGUCCAAAUUCAGGAAAAGUCCCAAGAAAAAACGCGAAGAAGAGGAAGUGGUCCAUGACCGACCUUCAUCACCUGUUGAAACGAUUACUACUGAAGAUUUUGAUACAUCAAGUGAUAUUGAACCCGCCGUAGAGAGCCCAAAUGCUUGUAACAUUCUUCCUGACAGCAAUACUAAUCACAGUUCUGAAUUCGUAGUGGAAACCAUAAAUGAAUUAGACGGCGACGAUUCAUUUGAUAUCAGUGGUGGCGAGAACGACUGUAACAUAGAUGUACGUUCUGAUAUAGCCAGAGAUACAACAGCUGGACCGAACGAGAGUAUGGGGGAAGAGGAGGAAAGUAUGGUUCCAUCUCCUGCACCUCAAAUCUCAACUUUACUUCCAAGAAAAUUAAUAUUUGAAGAUGUUAUUAAACCGGAGUACCCAAACGCACCAAUAAAAUUCACGGACAGUGCAUUUGGCUUCCCAUUACCAAUGAUAGCAAACUCCACUGUGAUCAUGUUUGACCAUCGUCUAAAUAUCAAUGUUGAAAGGGCCAUCUACAGACUUAGCCACCUGAAGCUCAGUGAUCCCGGGAGAGAAUUAAGGCAACAGGUGUUGUUGAGUAACUUCAUGUACUCUUAUUUGAACUUGGUCAAUCACACUUUAUACAUGGAACAGAUGGGCAGUGAAGAUGCGGUAUUCAACAGUGAUCCUGCAUUGGGAAUGACGGAUAAGAAUGAUUCUGAUGGUGCAAUUGUAAUUCCCGAUAUUUGA